Molecule: messenger RNA, 2082 nt
Organism: Cannabis sativa
Lineage: Eukaryota; Viridiplantae; Streptophyta; Magnoliopsida; Rosales; Cannabaceae
Product: cytochrome c biogenesis protein CCS1, chloroplastic
Exons: 8
Coding region: 106-1767 (553 amino acids)
Source: RefSeq, a predicted model, not a curated record
AGUUGGGGGAGAUAAACUAACUUAUACGGUCGUUACAUUUUAUCCUCUUCACUCUCAGUUCCCCCGACUAAGAUUCUCCCUUCCUUAGCUUCAAAAUCUCCACUAAUGGAGGUUCUCAACCACUGCUUAACCACCAAACCAUAUUUUCAUAAACCCUUUUCUCGUAAGCCUCCAUUUUUAGACUCCAACCUCAAAAUCACCUUCUUUCUCCCUACUUCUCGUUUUCAUUGUAACUCCAAGAAGAGACCUUUUUCCUUCACCGUUAUCUCUUGCAGGCAUAGAAGUUCUCAAGAUAACAAGAAGAACCAGAACCCUAUAACCAAGAAGAUUAUACUUUCCGAAGUAGCACCGCCACCGCUGGCAACCGAGAAUGAGGAAGUUCCGGGAAAUCCUGGCCCCGGUAAUAAGAAUGGGGUCUUGAGCUUUGCCAAGAGAAUUCCCAGGAAGGUUUUGGCUGUUUUGUCUAAUCUUCCUCUUGCUAUUGGCGAGAUGUUCACUGUCGCUAUUCUCAUGGCUAUUGGAACUGUCAUUGAUCAAGGUGAGGCCCCAGAUUUCUAUUUCCAGAAAUACCCAGAAGACAACCCUGUGCUGGGAUUCUUCACAUGGAGAUGGGUUCUUACUCUUGGGUUUGAUCACAUGUUCUCCUCUCCUGUUUUUCUUGGUACACUAACUCUCCUUGGGGCAUCACUAAUGGCAUGUACUUACACAACGCAGAUUCCCCUUGUCAAAGUUGCUAGAAGAUGGAAAUUUAUGGAUUCUGCUGAGGCUGUUCGUAAGCAGGAGUUUUCUGACACUCUUCCAAGAGCAUCAGUUCAAGAUUUAGGUGUCAUUCUGAUGGGAGCUGGAUAUGAGGUAUUCUUGAAGGGCCCAUCCUUGUAUGCCUUUAGGGGCCUGGCUGGCCGGUUUGCUCCUAUUGGAGUUCAUAUAGCAAUGCUACUAAUAAUGGCAGGUGGAACUCUAAGUGCAGCUGGGAGCUUCAAAGGAACAGUCACAGUGCCGCAGGGGCUGAAUUUUGUGGUCGGAGAUGUACUAGGCCCAACUGGGUUUCUCUCUACUCCAACUGAGGCUUUUAAUACAGAAGUUCAUGUCAAUAGAUUCUACAUGGAUUUCUAUGACAGUGGGGAGGUAUCACAGUUUCACACUGACCUUUCACUAUAUAGUCUUGAUGGAAAGGAAGUCCUGAGGAAAACGAUUAGUGUAAAUGACCCUUUAAGGUACGAAGGGAUCACUAUAUACCAGACCGAUUGGAGUUUUUCAGCACUGCAAAUAAUUAAGGAUGAUGAAGGGCCCUUUAAUUUGGCUAUGGCACCUCUUCAGAUAAAUGGAGACAAAAAACUAUAUGGAACCUUCUUACCAGUAGGAGAUGCUAAUUCUCCUAAUGUCAAGGGAAUAUCAAUGCUUGCUCGUGAUCUACAAUCCAUUGUCUUGUAUGAUCAAGAAGGAAAAUUUGUUGGAGUUCGAAGACCAAACUCGAAACUUCCAAUCGAUAUUAAUGGAACUAAGAUUCUUAUAGUUGAUGCAAUAGGGAGUAGUGGCCUCAACUUGAAGACUGAUCCUGGGGUGCCAAUUGUGUAUGCCGGAUUUGGUGCUUUGAUGCUCACUACUUGCAUUAGUUAUUUGUCUCAUGCACAGAUAUGGGCAUUGCAAGAUGGAACAUCUGUGGUUGUGGGAGCAAAGACCAACAGAGCAAAAGCUGAAUUUCCAGACGACAUGAAUCGGUUGCUUGAUCAGCUUCCAGAAUUAGUUGAAUCAUCUCCGGCCAAGUAAUUUGGUCUUGUCUCUUAUACUACUGAUAAAGAACAAAAACUACUUGGCGGAGGAUGCUAGCUAGCUUUCAUUUGGAAUUUUGUUUGAGGUAAAAGGGAUCCAAAUAUAGUCACAAAUCAAUUUGAUUGCUUAGAUAAUCGACAAGUAAACAGUUACUGUUCUGAAAUUUUGUAUUAUUGUAACCAGGAGUAUUCUCCUAGUAUUAGGACGAUGAUAUUUAUUACCAGCUACAUAUGCAACUCACCGUUGUAAGUUGUAAUUACCAUACAAAGUGAAUACUUGAAAAGCAUAAUAUACCAGUAUAUUUUUGGUAAA